GCCGUUUUCGGCCAGGCGCCACUUUUAGUUGCUGUCACUGUGUUAGUUAAAUUGAAACGUUUUGCCGCCAAUUGAGUUUAGAUUAAAAUUUCUUUAUUUCACAUUUUUCAAAAUGUCCGGCACAAGUGCGACACCAACAUCCGCCAGCAGUGCGGCCUCCGUUUCACCUAGCGCCGACAAUACUGGAAUGGAGGAUAUCCAGUAUUUGCUCUACUUGGAGACUUUACGUCGGUUUCGUGACGAUGAGACGAAUAUUAAGCGCCAAGUGGACGAAAAAACUCGACAGUAUUUGGAAGUUAAAGAAAAUUAUUUACAAUUAUAUGCCAAGUACGUGAAGCUAACGACUUUAGCUGCUACACGUUGUGCUUUGUUAACCGAUAAUCCCUUACCGAUUGCAACAGUUACAGCCGCGAAUAACGAAAUCGAUGCUGCGGCACGUAAACUAGCCUCUGGUGAUAUGAUGGAGUCAAUCAAUGAAGUAGACGUUGUACAAUGCAGGGAUAAAUUGAGCGCUUGCAAAACACAUGAGAAACUAAAGCAAUUGAAACGAGAAUUGGCUGAGAGCAAAACCACUGUGCGUGCCAUACAAACGUCUGCCGAAACUGUGGAUGCCACUAUUGAGACGGCAACGCUGCAAAGCCUGGACAACUUUGUAGGGGAAGUUGGUGAAAACAGGCUAAAGAAAACACCAUUGCGAAAUUUAUUUACGAAUAAGUAAUUUAUUGGCUUCACUUUAUUAAUUGCGUGCUGAUUUGCAUUGUAUGAUUAACUGAUUGAUGGAAAGAUGGCAUACUAAACGUGCGCAUUUCAAACAUAGUUUCUAGCAUUUUCAGCGGUGGAGCGGAAAAGAGAGAAUAAAUAAAGGCGGGGAAAAUCAUCAUAUAAUGUGGUAUUAGGGCAACUAAGGGGUAUAAGGCUAGGUACUUUCUGUUUUAAAUAUGUAUAUCUUAAUACUUUUAAUAAACAAAUUUUCACUUAAAAUAUAAGAGCUUAGAUUUACCACUUGGAGCGCUUAGACCAAUCUUUGGGCGUCCAGUGUAGACAUUUGGAAUCGAUGCGAAUUUUACGUUUGUCCAUUGCUUUUUUGUGUUGAUCAAUUAUGUCUCGACUGAUGCAAACUAUAUACUGGCCUUUGUAAUAGUUGAUAAGAUUCAAAUUUUGUAAUGUUGAUAUAACAUCCUCUUUCUUGAUGGAAGUGCAUUCACAGAUAUCACUAGAGUAUGUAGAAAUAUAAAAUUAAAAAUUUAACAAUAAA
Messenger RNA from Anastrepha obliqua, 1255 nucleotides. It is a transcript of the gene dgt4, whose product is annotated as augmin complex subunit dgt4. NCBI's taxonomy places the organism in Eukaryota, Metazoa, Arthropoda, Insecta, Diptera, Tephritidae. The transcript has a single exon. The record is from RefSeq and is a predicted model, not a curated record. Bases 113 to 718 code for a protein of 201 amino acids.